Messenger RNA from Parnassius mnemosyne (clouded apollo), 825 nucleotides. The record is from the annotation of a GenBank genome assembly. NCBI's taxonomy places the organism in Eukaryota, Metazoa, Arthropoda, Insecta, Lepidoptera, Papilionidae.
AUGAGAGCUCAUAUUCAUGGAAUCACAGAUAGUGAUUUCCCACAACAACUGAUAAAACUUGGGGAAGGAAUUUUUCUCACUCCGAAUUUAAGCAGAAAUUGUGACGUCCUUCUAAAUGAGUCUCUAGGUCAAAUAGUCCAUGAUUUAGAAAUUUUAAUAGAUGCAGUAUACCCUGACAUCGAGAAUUUGCACGAAAAGGACUUUUAUUGGCUGUGUUCUAGAGCAAUAGUGUCGCCUAGGAAUGAUACUGUCGACGAAAUAAACAAUCUAAUUAUUCAAAAAGUCACCGGCCAAAUAAAAAAUUACAAAUCGAUCGACACCGUGACUAAUAUCGAAGACGCAGGCCAUUACCCACAGGAAUUUUUAAAUUCACUAAACCCUUCUGGACUGCCACCACACGAAUUGACGUUAAAAAUCGAAACGCCAAUCAUGCUUCUGAGAAAUUUAAGCCCCCCAAGCAUGUGCAAUGGGACGAGGCUGCUUAUUAAGGAAUUGAAGGACAAUUUAAUUGUAGCGACCAUUAUCACCGGCCCAUCAGUUAGUCAACUAACUCAUAUAUCGAGAAUACCGAUGAUCCCAACUGAUCUGCCAAUCCCAUUUAAACGUCUUCAAUUUCCGGUAAAAUCAUCUUUCGCGUUAACUAUUAACAAGUCCCAAGGUCAAACUUUCGAAUUAGUAGGGAUCGACCUACGAAAAGAGUGUUUUACUCACGGCCAAUUGUAUAUAGGCCUAUCGCCGGUCGGAGCUCCUAAAAAUCAAUUUAUUUUACUGCCACAAAAUAAAACAACAUCAAAUAUCGUUUAUAGGGAAGCUCUGACCCAAUAA